AUGUGUGAACCGGAUGUGCAUUCAGAUUAUUUGGUGCACUGUCAAGGAUCCAUCGAUGGUUCAUUAUGUGAAGGAAAUAAAACGUGUUUCAUUGAAGUUUCCAGUCGAAAUUAUAUACAAUGUAGUGGUGGAACCUAUGCACCGACAUACUUUUUUGUGAAAUAUACUUGUACACAAAUUCAUACGAUGUGUGUGGACAAUGAACCAAUUCGAAAUACACUCUAUGGUUUCAUUGUUUCACCAGCUUAUCCACAUCCCAUGGCUGAUAAUCUCAAAUGCUCAAUUAAUAUUGAAGCCGAUCCAUCGAUGUAUAUUGAAUUAUCUCCAGUUCAUAUAAGUUUGCUGGAUACUUAUAAAUGUCGGUCUGAUUACUUGGAAAUUUUUGGAUAUUUAAAUUCGAUAUCAACAAAUUUGCCAUCAGAUAAAUCUAACGUCGAAAGAAACUCACUUCCAGUAUGGAAAUCCUAUCAUACAUGGUGUGGUGCUGAUCGGUCACCAUAUACUCCAACACCGAAUACGCGCUAUCUAAUCUCAUCGAAUUCUUUGUAUAUGUCAUUGCAAACAUCAGCAUCAAAACGACCGCGAUAUUUCAAAAUUCGAUAUAAAGUCGUGCCAUCAAUUGCACGUGCACAAUAUGAUGCUGAUGGAAUUGCAAUAGAUUCUUCCUCGGAACCAUCGAUAUCUUCCAUGAUGACAAGCACAACAUCGGCGACGAUUCCGUUAACAACUAUUGUUGUUCCGACCGUUGAAGAGAAUACUAAUCGAACAUCAAAUGAAACAACUGCGAAACGCACAUACAAGAAAGAAAUUAUUAUUGGCACUAUUGCCGGUGUAUUCGUGCUUGUAAUUGCUAUCCUUGUGGGUGUCGGUAUAUUUCUCUUUAUUAAACGACGACAAACCAGAGCACCAGGAGCAAAAUCGACGACGUUAGCGGUAGCGUCAUCAGGAACAAACGCUGGAAAGAAAAAUGCUUCAUCGCCACCAUCUUUUAACAGUGUAGCGUCAAAACCAGGUGCGAAAUCAUUGGAUAAAGCUCCAUUGCUUCAACAAACAGCAGCAACUACUACCAACACAUCGAAACCUACACCAGCACCAGCAGCAAAACCAAAGUUAAUACCGGAAAGAACAGUUAACCUCUCCGAUGUGAAUACAUCGCGAUUUAAAUCUCAUACGAUGUCGACAACAACCGCACCAGCGGCAACAACAACAACAGCAGCAGCCAGUGGCUUGUCGACGACUGUUAAAGAUACUACUUUAGGACACACAGAAGUAGUGACAACAGCAUCAGCACCUGCUGUACUCAAACCUGCGUUGACAGUGGCUGAUAGUGGUAUUUACGGUGCUGAUUUCAGUGAUGAUCCACCAUCCGUAGUAACGAAACCAACAGAACCAACGAAGAUCUAUGGCAUCGAUUUACCUGAUAAAUCUGAGAACAAUCCGCCUGCAUCGUCAUUACCUAUUCCUCUAACUGUUGUUGUUAAUCCACUCAGUGACGGUUCUUCAUCCACUCCGGCGAAUACAACGACAUCUCCUAUUGUUAUUCCAAAUCAUAUUUCAAUGAACUCUCUAGCUGAAGAAAGAGAAGGUCUAUUAACUCCUCUGUUACACGAUGAACAUCUUGAUGAAACAGUCAAAAGUGCCUAUUUGAGUCUAAUUGAUGCAACUAUGAGCGAAAACGAAGGCACAGUUUGUGGUGGAUCAUUAGUAAGUAGUGCAUCUCAAUCGCGUCGAACUUCAAACGUUAAACAACCUCUACUAUCCCAUGGCCCAAAUAACUUCGAAGGUAUUUCGCGUAAAACGACACAAUUCAACCCGUUACAUGUUAUCUUAAAGAAGGACGCCAAUAAAUAUUACACAACCGAGUAUAUUUAA
Messenger RNA from Adineta ricciae, 1872 nucleotides. NCBI's taxonomy places the organism in Eukaryota, Metazoa, Rotifera, Eurotatoria, Adinetida, Adinetidae. The record is from the annotation of a GenBank genome assembly.